CUCUCAGCCUGAGGAGCACAGGUUUCCAGGAGCGCUCGGAUCUGGUGGCAGCGAUGGCUUCAGUCUCGGAUGAGCACCUUCUUUGUCCCGUGUGCCGUGAGGUUUUCAGCCUCCCUGUGCUCCUAAAAUGCGGCCACAACUCCUGCAAAGUUUGUUUACAGCAAUUCUGGUUAGAGAAGGGAUGUCGCGAAUGCCCCGUGUGCUGUACGCCGUCCGCCUCCGACAGGCCGCCCAUCAACCUGCAGCUGAAGAUAGCCGCAGACUCCUUUCAGGAGCGAAGGACGUGCCAGAGUCCAGACUUCUGUACGCGGCACAAUGAGAAGCUCAAGGUUUUCUGUCACAAUGAUGAGGAGCCCAUCUGUGUCGUCUGCCAGACAUCAAAGCUGCAUAAAAUUCACAAUAUCAGUCCGGUGGAGGAGGCAGCUCCAGAAAAAAAGAAGGAAAUUUCAAUCAAGCUGGAGUCCUUACAAGAUCAUCUGAAAACACUGAACAAGACAAUGGAGCAAUGGGAUGAAACCAAACAUUUUAUAAAGACCCAAGCAAACUAUAAUGAGAAGGUGAUUAAGGAGGAGUUUCAGAAGUUGCACCAGUUUCUUUGGGAGGAAGAAAAGACCAGACUGACAAAGCUCAAACACGAGGAGGAACUCAAGACCCAGGUGAUGCAAACGAAGCUGAACUGCAUCAAGGAGCAGAUCAAAAAACUCUCCUCCAUCAUCAGUGACACUGAGGUGGCCAUCAGAGCGAGGGAUGUGCUGUUCUUAAAGGACUACAAGCAGACAAAGUUCAGGACCCAACACAACAUCCCACAGCCAGAGUGUAUCAGAGAUAUUCUGAUAGAUACUGCAAAACAUCUGGGAUCACUCAAGUAUGACGUCUGGAAGAAGAUGGUUGAACUUGUCAAGUGUGCUCCUGUCACCAUGGAUCCAAAUACAGCCCAGUGCAAUUUAAGGUUCUAUGAGGAACUCACCCGCGUGCAGUACAGUAGUAAGCUGCUGCUUCCCGACAACCCUGAGCGCUGCAGCAGCCGCAUUUCUGUUCUGGGAGCCACUGGUUUCACAUCUGGAAAGCACAGCUGGACCGUGCACGUGGGCUAUGGCUCUGACUGGUGCAUCGGUGUGGCCCAGGAAUCCAUCAACAGGAAGAGCGUCAUCUUCUUAAAACCGUCUGAGGGAUUCUGGAUCAUUGGAUUAUGUAAUGGAGACACAUACUGGGCUCAGACGUACCCUCGCACCAAGCUAGUGGUGAAGAAUAAACCCCACAGGAUUACUGUAGAGCUGGACUAUGACAAGGGAAAGGUGGUGUUCAUCAACACCGCUGAUUCAACACCAAUGCACACUUUUAAAGAUAAAUUCACAGAGAGAGUAUUCCCCUACUUCGCCCCUGGUAUCAGUGAGAAAGGGAAAAGUUCCUGCCCACUGACUAUCUGUCCAAUGACGAUAGCUAUAGAUGUGCAAUAGGCUGACAUGGACAAAUAGCCGUGAAGCCGAUGAAGACUUGUAUUAGGCAGGUGUGCUAUGUGUGUUACCACUUAUGAAAAUAAUGAACAGCUUG
Molecule: messenger RNA, 1551 nt
Organism: Myripristis murdjan (pinecone soldierfish)
Lineage: Eukaryota; Metazoa; Chordata; Actinopteri; Holocentriformes; Holocentridae
Product: zinc-binding protein A33-like
Exons: 6
Coding region: 54-1457 (467 amino acids)
Molecular function (GO): zinc ion binding; protein binding
Source: RefSeq, a predicted model, not a curated record